Messenger RNA from Sebastes umbrosus (honeycomb rockfish), 3496 nucleotides. It is a transcript of the gene foxb1a, whose product is annotated as forkhead box B1a. Gene Ontology annotation, biological process: cell differentiation; regulation of transcription by RNA polymerase II; anatomical structure morphogenesis. The transcript has a single exon. NCBI's taxonomy places the organism in Eukaryota, Metazoa, Chordata, Actinopteri, Perciformes, Sebastidae. Gene Ontology annotation, molecular function: DNA-binding transcription factor activity, RNA polymerase II-specific; RNA polymerase II cis-regulatory region sequence-specific DNA binding. The record is from RefSeq and is a predicted model, not a curated record. Bases 2057 to 3016 code for a protein of 319 amino acids.
UUGGACUAGAAGAAACUUCAACCUAUACACACAAUUUGUUUUUACUUUUUUCCAAUUUAUAUAUAUUUUUUUCUAGAAUAAUUAUAGCCUCUCAGAAUAAGAAGUAUAAAAUGAUUUACUAUAAUUAGAUCAUUUCUAUGAAACAGCCCUUUUUCCUUUUCUUUUUGUGUGUAGUAAGUCAUGGUUUUAGAUUGUUAAACAGUGUUUAUCCAGCAGCUCCUGGUUUCUGGGUGAAAAUAUCUCGGUGUCCCCCCGCAAUGCGAUUCUUUUCGUAAUCCGUCAGACUGGUGAUGGGGUGCAUUGUGGAUUUAUGGGGGGAAAUUAGCAUAAAUUAUGAGCAAAUCUGCGUGUGCGUGUGUGUGGUCCUUUGGCAUUGCAAACCCUCCAAGCGGAAAAGGUGGCCCUGCAUGGCCAAAAAAGCUUGAAUAGCAAUAGCUCAAAAUAGGCUUCCCCAUUUGGUUUUUCACAUUCAUAUAAUUGACUUAUGGAUAUUUUAUACAGUUUAUCGCCACACCAUCCUCAAGGGUUUAUUUGCAUUUCUGAAGUACUUUUUUUGAAUCUUCUUUACAUAAACACAAUAGACCUGAUUGCCUCAUGAAGUUUCAGUUUGAACAGCGUUUGUUUGCAUUGUGUUGAUGUUUUCAUAUCGUCUACUUCCUCCAAAGCAGCUCUGGGCCAAAUUAGCUGAGAAAAACUAAUAGAGUCGGGCUCAUCAACAAACUUGCUCAUGGCAAAGUAUUUUUGUGUGGCAUUUUCGUAAACAAUAUUAGGCUGUAAUUAUAGGAGGAGGAGGGGGGGGGGUGGGGGGGGGGGGAGAAAUCACAGUUUAUCUGUAAAAAAUCUGUUUUCAGUCAAAUCCAACAUCAUAAAAAAGGUUAGAAGCUUGCAUAAAACAAUUUAGAUUCACUUUAUUGUCAUUUCACUGAGUACACAGAAGGAAACGAAAUAUUGUUUCUCCCAGCAGCUCCCGUCAGUGAAUUAAAAAGAAUAAAUAAGCAUUAAGAUUAACCAUACCUAAAAAUAACAAUAAAAGAAUAAAAUAAGUAAAGACACAAUUUCAUACAAUUUGCAGUCGUGUUUAGCAGCAGAUAAAAGUGCAUUUAUGUCCAUAGUUAAAAGUGCUGUUUUGCAUUACUGUUCCAAAAAUUGUCUUUGACAUGUUAUUGUCUUUUUACAAUUUAUGGAAAACUGCACUCAUUACGCACAUCACUGCACAGACAGGAGCAUUUUUAAAAAUAAAAAAAAAUCCACCUUUAGAUCAAAAUGCAUCUGCCUUACAAUAUCACAUAAGCCAAUUUUAUGACAAAAUAUAAUUAAAUCACAAUAUGCUAUAAUAUUAAUUUCGUGUCCGUUAAAAAUUCCACAUUUUUCUUGUGAAUUGUAAACUGUAAAGUCCUGCUGAAGAAGUAUUAACGCAUACCUUCACACACACUGAGUGCCAUCGCAGUUCAAUUCCGGUUGCCGAGCCUUUUUCACCCCUUUUUUUCUUUCCUCUGUCUUCAAAUGGAAAUGAUUUCCAUUGGCCCAAGGUGUCCAUGUAAAUAGGUGUAAAUGAAACCAGAUUAUGCCUUGCCUCCCUCCUCUCCACAAACCCCCGCCCUCCCCUCCCCUCCCAUGGCAAUUGUCAUGUGAUAAGCAAAAAAGAGGUGGCACAUUAAUGGAGCGCGCCUCUACAGGGGUCUUUUCUGCUCAUGUCACUACAUAAAACUAUCAGAUGGUUAGAGAGGAAGGGCCAUGGAGGAGGCAUCCACUUAGCUCGUCGUCUUAUAUCCAGAUCCAGGGACGCCAAAUGAAGUCUAUUCAGCUCUGCAAGCUGACUUACUUUGCAAAGAAAAAGACUUAAAGCAAGCAAGUCACUCCAUAAAUGUGCACCGUCCUGCACACUCUGCAGAGAGGCGCGCAAAACCUUGGCUUGCUUUUACGCACGACGCAACUCCAGCAUUGAAACUUUCCUCAGCAGCGGUUGUUUCUCAUGAAGAGCGGCAACUUUUCGCAUAGGAAUUAAAAGGGAGACUACUUUUUUUUAUUAUUGCUUUUUUUCUGAAAAACCUCCAGGAUGCCUCGCCCAGGGAGAAACACAUACAGCGACCAGAAACCUCCAUACUCCUACAUCUCCCUCACAGCCAUGGCCAUCCAGAGCUGCCCAGAGAAGAUGCUGCCUCUCAGCGAAAUCUACAAGUUCAUCAUGGAUCGAUUCCCUUAUUAUAGGGAAAACACUCAGCGGUGGCAAAACUCCCUGCGACACAACCUCUCCUUCAACGACUGCUUCAUCAAAAUCCCCAGACGUCCAGAUCAGCCAGGUAAAGGCAGCUUCUGGGCUCUGCACCCGAGCUGUGGAGACAUGUUUGAGAAUGGAAGUUUCUUGAGACGUCGCAAGAGAUUCAAGCUGUUGAUGCAAUCCGAUCAUCACUUGGCACCGAGCAAACAGUCGCAGGAUGCUGCACAGCAUUACCUGCAGCAGCAAGCCAAGCUGAGGCUGAGCGCCCUUGCAGCCACGACAGGGACGCAUCUUCCACAGAUGUCCACCUACAACCUGGGAGUGUCUCAAUCCUCCACGUUUAAGCAUCCUUUUGCCAUCGAGAACAUCAUCGCCAGAGAGUAUAAAGUGCCAGGGAGUCUUGCAUUCUCCACCAUGCAGUCCAUGUCUGCAGGUUACCCUCUGCACAACCAGCUGACGACAGCAUGGCCACACAUGUACAACACCAGUAUGAUUGACUCUGUGGCACCAAUGUCCGACUACAGCGCGUAUGGAGUGCCCAUAAAGAGUCUGUGCCAUGGAGGACAGUCUUUACCAGCUAUUCCUGUGCCAAUAAAGCCCACGCCGACCUCCAUGGCCGGUUUCUCAUCGGCUUUACCUCCACACAUCCCCGCGUUUCUCUCAUCAAACUCUCCGCAGUCUCUGAGCCCGACGUCGCCACAGACAGCGACGAGCCAAAGCAGCCCUGCGACUCCGAGCGACACUCUGACGAGCGCCUCCACACUGCAGCAGCAGCAGCAGUCUGUGGCUGUGCACUGACCAAGAUCAACUAUUUCCCUCCAGUAAACUUUACCUUUACCUUUGCAGGGCUGGACUGGCCAUCUGUGCAUACAGACGGCCCUUUGGGCCAAUGUAUGUCUUAUUUUUUGGCCCAUAAAACAGGUAAAUAGGCCCAUUUCUUUUCCUUAAUUGACACGUUGCUGGCCCAAUCGCUCUGUGCUGUGUGCUGUGUGACUCACGUUUUCUUUAUCGCCCUCUCCUUGGUUUCCCUCUCUGGGUCACAAUUUCUCCCAAUUUAUAUCAAAUCAUAUUUUUUUUAACAUGUUCCUGGCACUGUACAGCAUGUAUAAUAUAAUAAUAUAAAAGGACAGCAGGGGCAAAAAAAAAAGAAGAGAAUUAUAACUGAUGAAUAUUAGAUGGUGCUCUGGGUCACAAUUCGUAUUUCUCCCAAUUUAUAUCAAAUUUACUUUUUUUUUAACAUGUUCCUGGCACUGUACAGCAUGUAUAAUCCUAAAAAAA